Messenger RNA from Eleginops maclovinus (Patagonian blennie), 3158 nucleotides. RefSeq lists its product as uncharacterized. NCBI's taxonomy places the organism in Eukaryota, Metazoa, Chordata, Actinopteri, Perciformes, Eleginopidae. Gene Ontology annotation, cellular component: chromatin. The record is from RefSeq and is a predicted model, not a curated record. Gene Ontology annotation, molecular function: protein binding. Bases 301 to 2103 code for a protein of 600 amino acids. The transcript has 10 exons.
AUCAUUUCUCUAGGAGCUAGCUGCCGUGCUAAACUAGCCAAAUAACAACUACAUGGAUACACUAACAGGUCCUCAACUUUGAAAAGAUAGCAACUGAUAAUAAUUACAGAGAUAGUACUACGCAGUUUUUUAUUUACUAAAAACGUGGCAUUACAAGCUUCAACUCACAGUUCAAAGACUGUCUGCUUUCAUGCUGUCUAGCAUCUUAUGAAGCUAAUGCUAAUUCAACAGCUUUGACCGGCAUAGAUCAACAAUGUCUAGAAACAAUACAGGUGAAGAUGAGGUGAACAAUAGCAUCACAUGAUGAGCAGUGACUCCGAAGUAUCAGGAGGCCGAGGUGGGAUCAGCUCUCCACCAAUCAGAGCGUCAGUGUCCCUCCUGAUACUGGACAACAGCUCCAUCUGUUUUAUCUUCAGCUCACCUCCACCUGAAGACACCUCCACCUUACUGAGGCAGGGAGCUCACAUUCACACGCAGUCUUUCACCCCACGAGGCGUGAUCCUCCUGGAGAUGGCUCACCUGCCUCUCAGACGCCAUGGCAACUUCCCCAAGAGGCGGGCCACUCUGUUGCCCCGUGUAACGAAGAGCAGAGCAAACCUGGAGGACGGUUCAUCUGAGACCGGAUCUGCAGAGAAGCCAUGCCACAAAGCACAACACGUAACCCAGACACAAGCCGAAAUUAAAGUAGAGGAUCUCGUGAUUGAGGAGAAGUUUUGCAGUUCUGGGAUUUGCAAUGGAAAUACAAGAGCAGUCUCUCCUUCAUGUGUAAAAAUAAAACCUGAGAAAGAUGGUGCCAUUUUAUUGAAGGGAAUAAGGAUUCACCCGGAGGCCCAAAGGAUUCUGGGUAACUCCAGUAUCCCUGUAGUUCUAUUGGAGCGUCUGAACAUCCGGUCCUUGUCCUGUCUGCAGCCUGUGGUCUCUCUGGUGCGACUGCCCUGCCGAACACAAGCAGAGCUCCACAAUAACACGUCCUGUUCGCACCCUCAACAGAAUGGUAUCAGUCAUCACAAGGAAAACAUUUUAGAGAUAAAAGAAGAGUCACCUCAGUCUGACCUCAUCCAAACAGAAACCAAUCCGACCUCCUGGACUGAGCCGUACUGUCCCGACAUCUCGCCCUCCAGAGAACCAGAGGGAGAGUCAGGCUUUGAUUGUGACUCUAACCCCGAUCAGCCGUACAUCCUGUUUGAUUCUGGAUCUGAGGAAUGGGACCUGGAUGAGAAAACAGAAACAUUUUAUCUGGAUCCAGAUCCAGAGCCGACCCUGGUGAUCGAACUGGAUCCAGGAGAACCUGAAGCAGAGCCUGAUCUGGAGAUUGAGGAUGAAGUGGAAAUUAAAUGUGAAGAAGUACAAGUGGACAUCAGUGAAGAUCUUUGUUGCUCCCAGGAGGAAGAGGAAGAGUCGUUGCUGCAGAAACCUGGACCUGCAGAAGUGGAAGAGAUGGAGAGUGAAGAUUUCUGUGGUGUUUGUCUGAACGGAGGAGAGCUGCUGUGUUGCGACCGCUGCCCCAAAGUUUUCCACCUGAUCUGUCACAUUCCUCCCCUCACCUGCUUCCCCCUAGGGGACUGGGUGUGUACGCUGUGCAGAACUGAGCAGGAUCCUGCAGAGAGCUACGCCUGUGAGAAGCAGCCCUCCUGUGGGGGAGUCAAAGCUCCUUACACCCUUUCCCCCCAGGACCAGAGGAGGUGUGAGAAGUUGACUCUGCUGCUGUACUGUCACACACUCAGCGCUCCGUUUCAUGAACCUGUCAGCACGCUGGCCAGAAACUACUACCAGAUCAUCCGGAGGCCCAUCGACCUGUCGCUGAUCCGGAGGAAACUGGACAAGAGCAACACGCUGCACUACUUCAGCGCCGAGCAGUUUGUGGACGACAUGCUGCUGAUGUUCAAGAACUGCUCCAGGUUCAAUUACCCGGACUCAGAGGUGGCUCAGGCCGGUCGCUGUCUUGAAGAGUUUUUCUCAAACCAACUGAAGGAGAUUUUUCCCGACCGGAUGUUCCCGUCGAUCGACCUCCAGCGAGCAGACAUUCUGAGGAUCUGCAGGAGGAGGAAGGAGGACCACAGGAAGAGGAGACAUGUGUUCAGUGGGAAAAAAUACUACCUGUAACUAGAUUAUAUAAUAAAGCGGCCCUAAAGCUUUUUUUAUGAAUGGAGAACAAGGGGAAAAAAGUCACAAUCAUUUGUACUUUUUCAUGAAAAGAGAACAUCAUAUUUUUGCUCUGUUUUCAGAUAUUUUCACAGAAUUUCCUAAGAUAUUUAUACUGUUUAGUGAUUAAGAAAGACAUCCAUGAAAUAUAAUAUGAAAGCCAUUAUGUUUGAUCUUAAAGUGAACCUAUCUUUUAGAGUGAGGUUGUAAACAACAACUUGUACAUUUUUUAAAUUCUUGUACAUUGGGGUUUAUUUUUGUAUUGUUUUAUUAGAUUUAACAACCAUCAAUGUCACAUACAAUGUCAAUAAUAAUACAAUGUAAAUAAAGAGAAACAAAGCCACUAUUGAUGCAGGGAAUAAAUAGUAAACGUACUUUACACAGGUCUCCCAGCAGGGGGCGGGUUUGUAUCUGACUUUGAGUUGGAUUUGAUGAACACAGUCAAGGAUCUGAAAUACGAUUUUAUUAUUCCCUUUCCACUCCCCCUGCUGGUUAAUUUAGAGAUCAUGAGGACAGACAAAAGGUGUUAUUCAAUUGCAUAAACACACAAAAAAAAUAACACAUAGAGUUUGUUUGUGGAGCUCUUUGGAAACAUUUAGCUGUUAUAUCAUCAUACGAGAAAUAAAUCUCCAAUACAGUCUCUUUUAAUCAACUGAAAAGCCUUUAUUCUAAGUCCAGACUUAUUCAGCAUAAAAGCUUUGACCAGGGAGAUAAAAUAUAGAUAAAAUUUCACAUUUCAAAAAAGAAAAACAACCAAACAAAAAGAAUAGGGACAUUUUUGUCUUGUUUUCUCUGGAAUUAGCUAAAAAUAUCUUACAAACGUCAGAUGUUUUUAUAAAACCUGAUUUAGAUAACAGAUGGUGAAUCUCCUGAUGGUCUUCUCCCUUUACUGCUGUCAUUCUCCGAUUGUGGUUUUCACUUUUAAGCUCUAAGCAAAAUAUUAUUUUUGAAAAUGUUGCAGGACCAUUUGUUCUUCCAAGAUUCAGCUCAGCGAAGUAAUUUGUCAAAAAAAAUGC